Pogona vitticeps (central bearded dragon) is the source of this 3412-nucleotide messenger RNA. RefSeq names its product mutL homolog 1 (gene MLH1). Gene Ontology annotation, biological process: somatic hypermutation of immunoglobulin genes; mismatch repair. The record is from RefSeq and is a predicted model, not a curated record. Gene Ontology annotation, cellular component: MutLalpha complex. Lineage: Eukaryota; Metazoa; Chordata; Lepidosauria; Squamata; Agamidae. Gene Ontology annotation, molecular function: ATP hydrolysis activity; ATP binding; mismatched DNA binding.
CAGAGAGUAGAGACGUUUCCGGCUGCUUUCGCCGGCGGUCUUCCUGAGGGGUGGGGUGAGGGCUGCCGGUGGCAGGUGGCUUUCUCCUCGUGGGGAGCCGGGGUCUGGUUUCGCUUCGUCGGACGACAGUUAUUCGUCUCAUAUCCACCAGGCUGGGUUACAGAGGGCCUGUUUUUUCCUUCCUUCCAGCCUUUACGUUAUUCUCCUUCAGCAGCAUCUUGUUGGACCGCGAGUCUCCCCCGCCCGGGUCUUUCUUUCGCCCUCAAGCCCCCUAAUUCUCUACCUGAGGAGGCCAUUCCUCUUGCCGCUCCCCCACCAGCCCCACAGCAUUUCCAGGACAUCCUCUUCCUCCGUCUGUCCUCUUCUCGGCCCCAUCCGGAUAGUUUAGUCACCAAGACACUAAAGCAUCUCCUUCUACAGGUUGUGCCCAUUCCCUGCCUCUCUCUCUCCCCACCCUUUUCCCCACCUCCCAUUUACUACCGUCCCAUCCACCCCGGAGUCUCCCUUUUUAGCGUGCUGUCAUGGCUCUGCUGGCUGGUGUGAUCCGUCGGCUGGAUGAGACUGUGGUGAAUCGCAUUGCAGCUGGAGAAGUCAUCCAGAGGCCCGCCAAUGCCAUUAAGGAAAUGGUGGAGAACUGUUUGGAUGCCAAGGCUACCAACAUCCAAGUGACAGUGAAGGAUGGUGGUUUGAAAUUAAUUCAGAUCCAAGAUAAUGGUUGUGGAAUUAGAAAAGAAGACUUGGAUAUUGUGUGUGAAAGAUUCACUACAAGUAAACUACAGACUUUUGAAGAUCUAGCUAAUAUUUCUACAUAUGGUUUUAGAGGCGAGGCACUGGCUAGCAUCAGCCAUGUUGCACAUGUUACUAUAACAUCUAAAACAGCUGAUGGAAAGUGUGCCUACAGGGCAAGCUAUUCUGAUGGAAAAUUGAAGACUGCUCCCAAACCUUGUGCUGGAAACCAGGGAACUCAAAUAACAAUUGAAGAUCUGUUUUACAAUGUAGCCACUAGGAGAAAAGCCUUUAAAAAUCCUAGUGAAGAAUAUGCAAAAAUACUGGAGGUUGUUAGCAGGUAUGCCAUUCACAACUCUGGCAUCUGUUUUUCUGUUAAAAAGCAAGGAGAAACAGUAGCAGAUGUCAGAACACUGCUGAAUGCUACAACUGUUGACAAUAUUCGAUCCGUAUUUGGAAAUGCUGUUGGCAGAGAGUUGAUUGAAGUGGGCUGUGAAGAUGCAGCAUUGGCUUUUAAAAUGAAGGGUUAUGUAACCAAUGCAAACUAUUCAGUGAAGAAAUGUAUCUUUCUGCUUUUCAUAAAUCAUCGAUUGGUUGAAUCAAGUGCUCUGCGGAAAGCAAUUGAAACUGUUUAUGCUGCUUACUUGCCCAAAAACACACAUCCAUUUCUAUACAUAAGCAUUGAAAUAGCCCCUCAGAAUGUUGAUGUGAACGUACAUCCCACAAAGCAUGAAGUUCAUUUUCUACACGAAGAUAGCAUCUUGGAGCGAGUACAGCAACACAUAGAGAGCAAAUUGUUGGGUUCUAACACAUCAAGAAUGUAUUUUACACAGACAUUAUUACCAGGCAUUGCUGCCUCUUCCACUGAUACAGUCAAGUCAGCAGGUUCUUCAGCCACUCAAGGAGGUGACAAAGUUUAUGCCCAUCAACUGGUCCGCACUGAUUCCCGGGACCAGAAACUGGAUGCUUUUCUGCAGCCAUCUAAUAAACCCAAGACCUCUGUAAAUGCUGCAGUAGCACCAGAAGAAAAUAACAGGAAGCAGAGUUGUAAAGAGACUGUAUCAGAGUAUGUUGACAUGGAAGAAUGCAGUGAUUUGAAUGCAGAAGUUAGAGAUGUGGGAGCUAUGGAGACACCAGAACCAUCAAUAGACAACCAACCAGUGUCUCUUGAAGCUGUACCUGCCAGAAAGAGACAGCGGACAGAUUGUGAUGUUGAAAUGGAAGAAGACACAAGGCAGGAAAUGACUGCUGCCUGCACUCCAAGAAGGAGAAUUAUUAACCUAACAAGUGUAUUGACCCUUCAAGAGGAAAUAAGUAACCAAGCACAUGCACGUCUUCAGGAGAUGCUGCAUGAUCAUUCUUUUGUUGGUUGUGUUAAUCCUCAGUGGGCAUUGGUGCAAUAUCAGACAAAACUGUACCUUCUCAAUACCACAAAACUCAGUCAAGAAAUGUUCUACCAGAUCCUUAUCUAUGACUUUGGAAACUUUGGAGUUUUAAGAUUGUCAGAACCAGCUCCUCUCUAUGAUUUAGCCAUGCUAGCCUUGGAGAAUGCUGAAAGUGGCUGGACAGAAGAAGAUGGUCCAAAGGAAGGCCUUGCUGAAUAUAUUGUUGACUUUCUAACAAAGAAGAGUGAAAUGCUGAAAGACUAUUUCUCCCUUGAAAUUGAUGGGGAAGGAAAUCUUACAGGAUUACCACUUUUGAUAGAUAAUUAUGUUCCUCCACUAGAAGGUGUACCUAUGUUUGUCCUUCGUUUGGCCACUGAGGUAAACUGGGAUGAAGAAAAAGAAUGUUUUAAAAGUCUUAGUAAAGAAUGUGCCAUGUUCUAUUCCAUUAGAAAACAGUAUAUUAUGGAAGACUCUGAUCUUACUGCACAGCAGGCUGAAGAUUCUGGUGCAGGUACAAGAUCUUGGAAAUGGACAGUGGAACAUGUACUUUACAAGGCCUUUAGGACACAUCUUUUGCCUCCCAAGAACUUCACAGAAGAUGGCAAUAUUUUGCAGAUUGCUAAUCUACCGGAUUUGUACAAAGUCUUUGAGAGGUGUUGAACACAGAUAUUGAGAUCCAUAAUUGUUUUUUAAUAGCUUGCUUCCUAGUGUUGGUACUGAAAAGCUUAAUGCAGCGCCGAAACCUGAGUUUCAGACACAGUGUGGCUGUACAUCAAGUAAGAUGAUAAUAAGUAUAUUUGUUGUUCAGCUUGACAAGAGGCUUACGCAAUUCUGGAAUAACAUGCUAUAAUGAAGUAAGCGAGAAUAUCAGACUGCUGCAUUUCCAUUUGUUUAAAUGAAAACCACAUUGAACUUGGUUUAAAGUUCAGUAGAAAAAUACUUAAUAAAAUGGAGUAAUGUCUCAUAAAUAACAUGUAAGGGAACUUGAUUGUAUUUGAAGUGGUUUAUUGGACAAAAGCAGCAGAUCAAAAAUACUAAAUCCAACAAAAGGGGAUGACUAGAAUGAGAGAUGGAACACUUUCAAAAUGGAGGCUGGAAACGAGUUAUCACCAUACUUGAAUGGGGCUCCUAUCAUAUAAUUUUGAAAAAUGUGAACAUCUUUAAACAAGAGCAUACAUGGGAGCUAAAUAAAAGGCAAGUACAGUGGUGCCUCACAUAGCGAGGUUUAUCCAUUCCGGAUUAACCUUCGCUAUGGUGAAAUAUCACUGAACGGGACGGAAAAGCCCAUUAGAAUGCAUUAA